AUGGCAGAAGUAGGCACCGCUGCAAUACCCCCAGAAGCACGCGAGACAACCGAACCACUAGACUUGGUCCGGCUUUCCCUCGACGAACGUGUGUACGUCAAAAUGCGGGGUGACCGGGAAUUAAGUGGCCGAUUGCAUGCGUACGAUCAGCAUAUGAACAUGGUACUUGGGGACGUGGAAGAAAUCAUUACAGUGGUGGAUGUAAAUGAACAAACAUAUGAAGAAAUCGUUCAAACGGUAAAGAAACAACACGAAAUGCUCUUCGUGCGCGGCGACAGCGUAAUACUCGUAUCCCCUCCAACUCGAUCCUAA
This is a messenger RNA of Spizellomyces punctatus DAOM BR117, 312 nucleotides long. Its product is annotated as U4/U6-U5 snRNP complex subunit LSM3. The record is from RefSeq and is a predicted model, not a curated record. The transcript has 4 exons. The coding region runs from base 1 to 312 and encodes 103 amino acids. Gene Ontology annotation, cellular component: Lsm1-7-Pat1 complex; precatalytic spliceosome; P-body. Gene Ontology annotation, molecular function: RNA binding. Lineage: Eukaryota; Fungi; Chytridiomycota; Chytridiomycetes; Spizellomycetales; Spizellomycetaceae. Gene Ontology annotation, biological process: P-body assembly; mRNA splicing, via spliceosome.